UAUGGUACGAUUCAGUUACAACGGCUACCUGCAAAACCCACAUUUCCCCCAAAUCCCUCCACUCGAAACUGCUUCUUCAUCUUCAUCUUCUCCAAAAUAUCUUCAACAAUCGAUCACAUUCAGCAAUUAAUCAACAAAUUCAUGCUCUGAUAUUGCAAUAAUCUUCACAACGAUCAUCAGGUAGUUAAAAACAGUGAACAUGACAGAAAAAGUUUACGAAGAGCUAGAUGAUGCAAAAACCGAAAUCGAAAGGCUGAAAUCAGAAAACAUUGCGAAAGCCAAUCUAUGCGAAAACCUAAAGAGAUCGAAUAACGAUCAACUCAAAAGAAUCCAAGAACUCAAUCUGAAACUCGAGAAACAAGCUCAAGAAGUAGACUCAAAAGCUGACGAAGUUUACGCUGCAAAGCAGUCACUCACAGAACUCGAGUGUAAACUCAGAGAAAAAGAAAAAGUCAUCGUAAGUAUCACUUCUGCGAACGAUAAGCUUCGUGCUGAUUUGAAUUUAAAGCUUCGGGAAUGUGAAGCUGAGAAACAAAUGCUCGUUUCUACGUUAGAAGAGGCAAAUGUAAAGAUUUUGAACCUCGAGGACCAAAACCGUGCGCUUAUGGAUAAGAUCGAGGUUCUGAAAGAAGGGAUUGUAUCGGUUUCGCAAAAAAAGUGUGCGAGUGAAAGCAAAAUCGCUAAAGCGUCUAAACAAAUGCGAGAACAAGGCGGUAUGUUUGAAAAGUUGGAGGAAGAAAAGGCGAAACUUGAAGAAGAGCUUAAAUGGAAGAAUGAACGAUUUAAGCACUUGGAAGAAGCGCAUGAAACGGUUAGAAAUAAGCUUCGCGUAAAGGAAAAGGAGUGGGAUAUCGAGAAACGUACGUUCUUUGAUGAUAUAUCCACACUGGAAACAAAGCUAGAUUCUCAGAUUACGGUUUCUGAGGAUCUUAAAACGCGAUUAGAAUCGUGUAAACAAGCUCUUGUUCGCGAAGAGGACCGAAGAAAGAGGUUAGAGAUUCAGCUUUUGGAAUCCGAUUCGCGUUUUGCGGACGCAAAAGCCGAACUUGAUCGUUUGAUAAUCGAGAAAGAGCGUGUUUGUAUGGAGAUGGAGUGUAAAAUUCGAGAAAUGAAGGAAGAAAAUCAAGAAGCUGCUAAUUCUUCGUCUAUCAUAAAGCUUCAAAACGAGAUUAAAACGUUGGAGGAGAUUAAUAACGUCAACGAGGCGGAAUGGGCCUCUCGAAUCGAAAAAAUGGUUGCGGAAAUGAAUGAUUGCAGACGCGAGUUAGAAAGUAAAAAGACUCGUUUGAAGGAGAUUAUGGCUGACGUGGAUGAUUGUAACUCGUUGGUGUUACAAUUAACGAUGGAGAAAGAGGAAUUUGCAGUCAUGAUGGUGGCGUUGAAAUCGAUACUUUUGGAGACUAGAUCGAAGUUCGAUGAAGAAAAGCGGUUGUUGCAUAAACAGAUCGAAAGUUAUGAAGAUCAACUGGCGCGAACAAAGAGUGAGAUGAUGAGUGUAAACGAAGAACUGGAUCAGAGUUAUUGCGAGUUAAACGAGGUUGAAUUUGAGUUACAUAUAUGGAAAUCGGUUGCUGAAAAGUUAGAAACCGAUUUGGAAGUUAACCAUCAUGUGAGACGGGAAUUAGAAGCGUCCCUCUUGGCUCAAGUGGCUACUGAAGUCAACCUGAAAGAAGAAUUGAAACAGAAAGAAAUAAAAAUUAAUGAUCUUGAAAAAGAUAUUAAAGAUUUGAAAGAAGAAUGGGUGGCGAAAGAACUCGAAGCUUCGAUUCUUGCACAGUUAGAAUCCGAGAGGAUUCACGAGUGUGAAAAGCAAAACCUUAACCAGCUUGUAGAACAGAAAGAUCAAAGAAUUCAUAACCUGCAAGAGGUUAUGAGUUCGUUAGAACGCGAGUUUGAUGAUUCAACCGCUUCUUUCUCUUUGCAGCUAGCGAAAAUGCAAGCGGAGAUGAGUCUGUUUCAUGAAGCUUGGGAGAAGAUGAGGACAACAAUGGUUUUAAAGGAGAUUGAAGUACAAGAAAAGGGUUUGAUGAUCACGGAAUUGGAUAACGAUUUAGAAGCGCGAAUCCGGUUUGCGAAGAAAUGUAUGUCAAGAGUUAAGAAACUGUCGUUAGAGAAUGAGAAGUUGAUGGGUAUCAUUGAUGGCGCGUCUGAAUGGGUAAGUAAGUUAGCACGAGAAGACGGGCAGAUGAUGGGUUCUUUGAGGAGUAUAAUGUCGGGUUUCGAUGAGAAUCGGGUUAGUGGAAGUGCGUGUUUGGAGUUGAAAGACCGGUUUGAUCCGGUGAAAGAGAACAUGAAUGUGUAUCAUCAGUCUUCUCCCAAAAGGAAUGUGGUAGAAAAUAGUGUUGAUGAGAGAUCACCAUUGAGAACGAUGAAUGGGUAGGUGAGGCUGUUUGGUCAGUCAUGCAUUGUUCUUUGAAUACGAUAUGUGACUUGUAUGAAUAGUCCAUUUGUUGACAUAACAUAACCAACUGAACCAUAUAUUUCUUUGUUCAUUUUUUAUGGUUUCAUUGUUUUAAUGUAAUUUAUGUUAUUAAAAUAACUUUGUGUUUAA
Molecule: messenger RNA, 2551 nt
Organism: Helianthus annuus (common sunflower)
Lineage: Eukaryota; Viridiplantae; Streptophyta; Magnoliopsida; Asterales; Asteraceae
Exons: 2
Coding region: 200-2380 (726 amino acids)
Source: RefSeq, a predicted model, not a curated record